This is a messenger RNA of Brassica oleracea var. oleracea, 2044 nucleotides long. RefSeq names its product serine/threonine-protein kinase tricorner-like. NCBI's taxonomy places the organism in Eukaryota, Viridiplantae, Streptophyta, Magnoliopsida, Brassicales, Brassicaceae. Bases 180 to 1760 code for a protein of 526 amino acids. The transcript has 14 exons. The record is from RefSeq and is a predicted model, not a curated record. Gene Ontology annotation, molecular function: ATP binding; protein serine/threonine kinase activity. Gene Ontology annotation, biological process: peptidyl-serine phosphorylation; intracellular signal transduction.
AUUACUGAUUUCAUUGUCUGGAUGCCAAACUUGUACAUUUGUAAUUGAUGGAUGUGAAAGACACUUUGCUUUGCUUUCCUUCUCCCACUCAAAACGUUGCGAAAGUUUCUCUGCAUUUAGAGAGAAAGAGAAAGGAAUAGUUUUUUUUUUUCGUUUAUUCUUGGGAGAGAAAAAAAAAGAUGGAGAAUUGUGAAACGGAUCACGAGGAGGAGGUGGUGGAGAAGAUGACGUCAUCUCCGACGUCGGAGGCUGUGGAGGAUGAAGGGUUGGUUUCAAAUUCGACGUUGGAGAAAGUUGCUGCAGCGAAGAAGUAUAUAGAGGACCAUUACAACAAACGCAUGAGACACAUCCAACAGCGUAAAGAAAGGCGUUUGGUGCUAGAACAAAAGAUAGCAUCUUUAGAUGUAUCGGAGAAAGAACAACACGAGUUGCUUGAGGAUUUGCAGAGGAAAGAGACAGAGUAUACUAGGCUAAUGAGGAACAGGCUAUGCGUUGAUGAUUUUGAUCUUCUCAGUAUUAUUGGUAGAGGAGCUUUCGGUGAGGUAAGACUAUGCCGUGAGAAGAAGACUGGCAACAUCUAUGCCAUGAAGAAGCUGAGGAAGUCUGAAAUGCUUAGUAGGGGGCAAGUUGAACAUGUUAGAUCCGAGAGGAACUUGCUAGCUGAAGUUGCUAGUGACUGUAUUGUGAAGCUUUAUUAUUCGUUCCAAGAUCCAGAAUACUUGUACCUCAUCAUGGAGUAUCUGUCCGGUGGUGAUGUGAUGACUUUGCUUAUGAGGGAAGAGACUUUGACUGAGACCGUGGCUCGCUUUUACAUUGCACAAAGCGUUUUGGCUAUUGAGUCGAUACAUGAACAUAACUAUGUUCACAGGGAUAUAAAACCAGACAACCUUUUGUUGGACAAGAAUGGUCAUAUGAAGCUGUCAGAUUUUGGUCUUUGUAAGCCUCUCGACUGUAGACAUAUAUCGGCUAUGAAAGUAAAUGAACCUUUGAAUGAUGAGAAUACGAAUGAAUCAAUCGAAUGUGAUGAGCACUGCUCGAUAGGACGCCGUGGAAGGCGCUGGAGAAGUCCGUUGGAACAGCUGCAACAUUGGCAGAUACACAGAAGAAAGCUGGCUUAUUCAACUGUUGGUACCCCUGAUUACAUUGCCCCUGAAGUGUUGCUGAAGAAGGGAUACGGUGUAGAAUGUGACUGGUGGUCUUUGGGAGCCAUUAUGUAUGAGAUGCUCGUCGGUUAUCCCCCAUUUUACUCUGAUGACCCUGUAACAACUUGUAGAAAGAUUGUGGGAUGGAGAACUCAUUUGGUAUUCCCCGAGGAUGCAAGGUUGACACCUGAGGCACGAGAUCUCAUUUAUAGCUUGCUCUGUGAUUCUGAGCAUAGGCUUGGUUCUCAUGGAGCUGGAGCCGAGCAAAUCAAAGCUCAUCCUUGGUUCAAAGAUGUUGAAUGGGAAAAUCUAUACGAGAUGGAUGCAGCUUUCAAGCCAGUUGUCAAUGGAGAACUUGAUACCCAGAAUUUUAUGAAGUUUGAUGAGGUGGACUGUCCAAAACCAACAAGAACUGGAUCUGGACCGUCAUGGAAGGUGAGCAUAACCCCUCAAAACAUCAACUUUGUGGGAUAUACAUACAGAAACUUUGACGCUGUCCGUUCUCGCCGUUCUUUAGAUAUCAAAGGAAGCAUUUCGCCACCACGUUCAUCAACUGACUCCACCCUAAGUGACUCUGCAAUCGAUUACGCAAAGCUCUCUAUAGAUCCACAACAGUGACUCAAUACAUAACUGCCUGCAGCUGCAUAGAGAAGAGAAGAUAUUGAGGAAAUUCUCUUUUUCCGCAGCUGCUUUUUUAUCUGCCAGAUCUGGCCGUUCAUUUAUUAUUUCUUGCACGGCCAGUUUAACUUGUGGCAGUUCCAGCCGUUUAUUUCCCGCCAUUCUUAAUUAUUGUUAGCAACAUCCAAAACCUGUUUUUUAAAACAUUUUUUUUUUAAUUUGACUUUGCGGCUAUUUGAUCAUCUUCCUUUCCGCUUUUUUUGUAAAUAUUGUUAUGCUCUUGU